This is a messenger RNA of Arabis nemorensis, 189 nucleotides long. The record is from the annotation of a GenBank genome assembly. NCBI's taxonomy places the organism in Eukaryota, Viridiplantae, Streptophyta, Magnoliopsida, Brassicales, Brassicaceae.
AUGGUGGAGGAUGUUCCAACCGAGGAUGCUCCUGAAGGACGAUGUGAUCGCCGAAGGUAUCUAGAUCCCGGGACACCAGGACGGUCUGGUCCUUAUAGAUUGCAUGGGUUUCUCGGGAGAAGCAGAGACACUCGUCUCAUAGGUGGUCUAUCGUGUGGAUCAUCUUGCACACAGAGCAAACUGAUCUGA